CUCUCUGCUCUUCUCUCCCGGCAGGAGGAGGAGGAGGCCGGCCCUCGGGCCCGCCGGGGAGACCCCAGACGCCGCUGCUGCUGCCGCCACCGCCAUGAAGCUGCUCUGCGCCUCCGCUAGCCCGGCCAGCCCGCCCGCCCCGCAGACCGCAGCCGGAGCCGCCUCGUGGAGGAAGAGCAGCCGCAGGAGCAGCAGGAGCAACCGCCGGCCCCCCACCCCCACCCCGUGGGUACCCUGAGCCUCCAGUGCGACCGCUGAGCCAUGGCCAAUGAGAACCACGGCAGCUCCAGGGAGGACGCCGCUCUGAUGAGCCACUCCCCCGGCACGUCCCACCAGAACCAGCCAAGCUCCCCCAAGCCCGUGCGGGUGGUGCAGGAUUUGCCAGACGAGCUGGUGCAGGCCGGCUGGGAGAAGUGCUGGAGCAAGCGGGAGAGCCGCCCGUACUAUUUCAACCGCUUCACCAACCAGUCGCUCUGGGAGAUGCCGCUCCUGGGGCAGCACGACGUCAUUUCUGACCCCCUAGGCCUGAAUGCAGCCCUGGUACCUGCGGAAGUGGGGGUUGGAGAUGCCACCGCUGCUGCUGCCGCCGAAGGCAAGUCACGGAAGCGGAAGCUGUCUGAGGAGGUCCAGCCCAGUGGAAACAGCGUGAAGAAGCCCAAGGUGGACGUACCUCCCACUCAGCCCACCCCCAUCGCCUCCAAUACUCCCGGGACCCCUCUUUUGAAGCUGUGGGGGGUCUCUCCUGAAGACAAGCAGCAGGCAGCUCUUUUACGACCAACCGAGGUGUACUGGGACCUGGACAUCCAGACAAAUGCUGUCAUUAAGCAGAGGCCCCCCUCCGAGGUGCUGCCUCCCCACCCGGAAGUGGAGCUCCUCCGAUCCCAGCUGAUGCUGAAGCUGCGCCAGCACUACCAGGAGCUUUGCCAGCAGCGGGAAGGGAUCGAUCCCCCCCGAGAGUCCUUCAACCGCUGGAUGCUGGAGCGGAAGGUGGUGGAUAAAGGGACAGACCCCUUGUUGCCCAGCGACUGUGACCCGGUGGUCUCUCCUUCCAUGUUCAGAGAAAUCAUGAAUGACAUUCCGAUUAGGUUGUCCCGAAUUAAAUUCCGGGAAGAAGCCAAGAAGCUGCUCUUCAAAUACGCGGACGCUGCAAAGAGACUUAUUGAAUCCAGGAGUGCCUCUCCGGACAGCAGGAAGGUGGUCAAGUGGAACGUGGAGGACACCUUCAGCUGGCUGCGGCGGGACCACUUGGCCUCCAAGGAAGACUACAUGGACCGUCUGGAGCACCUGCGCAAGCAGUGUGGCCCCCACGUCUCUGCUGCCGCCAAGGACUCCGUGGAGGGCAUCUGCAGCAAGAUCUACCACAUCUCGCUGGAGUACGCCAAGCGCAUCCGAGAGAAGCACCUGGCCAUCCUCAAGGAACACGCCAUAUCGGCAGAGGUAGAGGCUCCUCCGGAGGCGGAGGACCGGCUUGUCUACUGCUUCCCGGUGAGGCUGGCCAUCCCUUCCCCGCCGCUGCCGAACGUGGAGAUGCACGUGGAGAACAACGUGGUCUGUGUGCGCUACAAAGGCGAGAUGGUGAAAGUGAGCCGCAACUACUUCAGCAAGCUGUGGCUCCUCUAUCGGUACAGCUGCAUCGACGACCCGGGGUUCGAGCGCUUCUUGCUGAGGGUUUGGUGCCUUCUCUGCAGAUACCAGAUGAUGUGUGGUGUCGGGCUCUACGAAGGGACCGGGCUGCAGGGGGCGCUCCCCGUGCAUGUCUUCGAAGCCCUCCACAAGCUCUUUGGCGUCAGCUUCGAGUGUUUUGCCUCCCCGCUAAACUGCUACUUCAAGCAGUACUGCUCCGCCUUCCAGGACACGGAUGGGUAUUUUGGAUCCCGAGGGGAGCAGAGCAGGUUCAAGCGGCACCAGCUCAUCCUGCCCGCCUUCGACCACGAGUACCGCAGCGGUUCCCAGCACGUCUGCAAGAAGGAGGAGAUGUACUACAAGGCCGUCCACAACACGGCCGUCAUCUUCCUGCAAAACAACGCGGGCUUUGCCAAAUGGGAGCCCACGGCGGAGCGGCUGCAGGAGCUGACCACGGCCUACAAGCACUCGGGACGGACCCUGGCCGCCGCCUCCUCCGCCGCCGCCGCCCCUGCCCCAGACGAUGACCGCGAGGCCGCUCGGGAGCAGAGCACCAGCCGCGAGACAACGCCCAAUUACCCCCCCGCGCACCAGACCCAGAGCGGCCGAGGAUCCUCCGGGAGCCAUGGCAGAUGGUAUGGAGGGAGAGCGGCCUGA
Messenger RNA from Gekko japonicus, 2280 nucleotides. It is a transcript of the gene PCIF1, whose product is annotated as PDX1 C-terminal inhibiting factor 1. Gene Ontology annotation, cellular component: nucleus. The record is from RefSeq and is a predicted model, not a curated record. Bases 262 to 2280 code for a protein of 672 amino acids. Lineage: Eukaryota; Metazoa; Chordata; Lepidosauria; Squamata; Gekkonidae. Gene Ontology annotation, molecular function: RNA polymerase II C-terminal domain binding; mRNA (2'-O-methyladenosine-N6-)-methyltransferase activity. The transcript has 15 exons.